CGUUUCUAAGAAGCCUAAUAGCUUCAGUGCCGCAAAUCUUAGCUGCAGGGGCUAUUAUCAUCUUCACUGUAGAGGAGCACAAGAGAGAGAGAGAGAGAGAGAGGGAGAGAGCAAAUGGCUUGCUUUGCAAAUCUACCAAUGAUUUCAAGCCCAAACCCCAACCCUAAUCCUAAUCUUAAAGCCUCUGCUUCUCUCUCUCAAUCAUCAAUCUCCACCAAGCUUCAUUUUUCUUCACAAUUCUCAUCUCUCUCCCCUUCUCCCCUCUCGCUUCGCUGCAAUCAAACCCUAAUACUACGUCGUUUCGGAGGCCGCGCUCCCAGCGUAUCUCCAACUCUCGUGGUAGUGGCAUCUGCUAAUCCCAAUUCUCUGAAGAUUAUGAUAUCCGGUGCUCCUGCUUCUGGUAAAGGGACACAAUGCGAGCUCAUCACUAAAAAGCAUGAUUUGGUGCAUAUUGCUGCUGGAGAUUUAUUGAGGGCAGAAGUUGCAGCUGGUAGUGAAAAUGGGAGGCGAGCGAAGGAGUUCAUGGAAAAAGGGAAGCUAGUGCCAAAUGAAAUAGUUGUCAUGAUGGUUAGGGACCGUCUAUUGCAGCCUGAUUCUCAAGAAAAGGGAUGGCUUUUAGAUGGAUACCCUAGGAGCCAAUCUCAAGCUACUGCUCUCAAGGAAUUUGGGUUUGAGCCUGACCUUUUCAUUCUCCUAGAAGUCCCUGAAGAAAUUCUGGUCGAAAGAGUGGUUGGAAGGAGGCUAGAUCCUGUCACUGGGAGGAUAUACCACUUGAAGUAUUCUCCCCCUGAGAAUGAAGAAAUUGCUGCUAGGCUUACUCAACGCUUUGAUGAUACUGAGGAAAAGGUAAAGUUACGAUUGCGUACUCAUCAUCAAAAUGUGGAGGCAGUACUUUCAUUGUACAAAGACAUAACAAUCAAGGUCAAUGGAGGUGUUUCAAAAGAAGAAGUGUUUGCCCAAAUUGACAGUGCUCUGGAAAAACUUGUCAAGCAAAAGAAGGCUACUGCAGGACCUGUAGCAAUAUAGAAGAUGUAAAAGAACAAUGAAGUAGAAAGUUGCUGCUUCAGGGAUUUGCUGCAACUGGCAUGAUUAUUUUACUUACAUUUGGAUGUUGGUGUAUUAAUGGGAUUGUGUAAUAAAUGGCCUUUCUAUUCAGUGUCA
Molecule: messenger RNA, 1161 nt
Organism: Vitis vinifera (wine grape)
Lineage: Eukaryota; Viridiplantae; Streptophyta; Magnoliopsida; Vitales; Vitaceae
Product: adenylate kinase, chloroplastic
Exons: 7
Coding region: 115-1026 (303 amino acids)
Biological process (GO): nucleoside triphosphate biosynthetic process
Cellular component (GO): cytoplasm
Molecular function (GO): nucleoside diphosphate kinase activity; AMP kinase activity; ATP binding
Source: RefSeq, a predicted model, not a curated record